AUUGGAUCCCGCGCAAGUUAAAAUUUGUCUCAUACAAAAGAUGCCCUAUUAGCCUAUUGGAGCCAUCAGGCAUCAACUGACUAACAGAUGGAAAGAGCAAAAAGAACAUCCAGCCUAAAGGCCCUGCAGGCCAUAAAAGAGAACUCUCACGCCGGGAGGAACGCUGCCAAACUAAAAAAGAUAGAGUCUGAGGCUUUGGCUAUUAAUCCAACCAAGAGGCACUCGAGUCCAACUGCUUUCCACCCCCCAGAACCAAAGAGAAACCCGCUUGGGAAUGUAACAAAUGUAUCGACGAAUAUUACCAUCAAACCUAAACAAGAGUUGACAUCAAUAAGUGACAAUGAAGACUUAUAUGAGCAGGCACCUCGGAGAUCAAAAAGAUUAUUAAGAAAGAACUCGUCAUCUCCAAUACCUGAAGAGCCUUUAGCUUUGACUGAUUCUUUAAUAUGCUCAGAAUCACUUGAUACUACUCCUAUGACAGAUGUACAGAAUGUGCUAAGAGCCACUACACUGGAUGACAAGCUUGAAGAAUCUCAAUUAUGGAAGGACAUUGAUGAAGCUGAAUCACAUGAUCCACUCUUCUCAUCCGAAUACGCUCCUGACAUUUACCAAUACAUGAGAGAAAGGGAGGUGAAGUUUAAAGUUUCUUCAUAUCUUGAUCAUCAGCCUCUCAUAAACUCGAGCAUGCGGUCUAUACUUAUUGACUGGCUUGUUGAAGUACAAGAAAACUUUGAGCUUUUCCACGAGACGCUCUACCUUGCUGUAAAAAUAGUUGAUAGAUACUUGGAGAAGAAAGAAGUAAAGAAGGAGUACCUGCAGCUUGUGGGAGCUACUUCCAUGCUUAUAGCAGCUAAAUUUGAGGAACUGAGCCCACCAUUAGUUGAUGAUUUUAUUUAUUUGUGCGACGAUGCCUACCAGCACGAUGAGCUACUCAGUAUGGAGAGAAACAUACUGGCAACACUUGAGUAUGAUGUCAAUGCUCCUGUAGCUUACAGGUUUCUUAGAAGACUAGCUAGAGCUGCUGGUGCUGAUAUGGAGACCCACACGUUAGCUCGGUACAUAUGUGAGAGCACUCUCCAAGAGUAUGAGUUUGUCUCUGAUGAUCCUUCGCACAUUGCUGGGGCAGCAAUGUAUCUCUCUAUUAGGAUGAAAGGAUUGGGAGGAUGGACCCCCACAUUACAACAUUACAGUCAAUAUGAGGCAUCAAACCUACUCCCUAUGGUUCAGAGACUCAAUGAUCUCAUCAGUCGACCUGCUGGUAACACAUCAACUGUACGCAGCAAAUAUUCACACGAAGUGUUUCACAAAGUAGCACUAAUAUUGCCAUUACAAGAUGUUCAUGAAGAUUACUUACUUUCAUUAGAGGAAAGCUCCUGAAACUAUUUUUAGUUUGUGUAUUGUUGUUGCAUUACACUCACUAUUCUUCUUUAAGAAAUUUUUACUAAGUUAAAGAAACAUCAUUGAUUAUAAG
This is a messenger RNA of Amphimedon queenslandica, 1471 nucleotides long. Its product is annotated as G2/mitotic-specific cyclin-B3-like. Lineage: Eukaryota; Metazoa; Porifera; Demospongiae; Haplosclerida; Niphatidae. Gene Ontology annotation, biological process: mitotic cell cycle phase transition. The transcript has 11 exons. Gene Ontology annotation, molecular function: cyclin-dependent protein serine/threonine kinase regulator activity. The coding region runs from base 88 to 1377 and encodes 429 amino acids. The record is from RefSeq and is a predicted model, not a curated record.